Messenger RNA from Galeopterus variegatus (Sunda flying lemur), 4903 nucleotides. RefSeq names its product ZFP91 zinc finger protein (gene ZFP91). The transcript is spliced from 11 exons. Gene Ontology annotation, cellular component: nucleus. Gene Ontology annotation, biological process: regulation of transcription by RNA polymerase II. The annotation marks the transcript as partial. The record is from RefSeq and is a predicted model, not a curated record. NCBI's taxonomy places the organism in Eukaryota, Metazoa, Chordata, Mammalia, Dermoptera, Cynocephalidae.
GCUGCGGCCGCCGCCGCCGCGGCCGCUGUGUCCCGCCGGAGGAAGGCCGAGUAUCCCCGCCGGCGGAGGAGCAGCCCGAGCGCCAGGCCUCCCGACGUCUCAGGGCAGCAGUCCCAGGCCGGGAAGCCCCCGUCUCCAGUUCAGGGAAAGAAGAGUCAGCGACUCCUAUGCCUAGAAAAAGUAACAACUGAUAAAGAUCCCAAGGAAGAGAUAGAGGAAGAAGACGAUUCUGCCCUCCCUCAGGAAGUUUCCAUUGCUGCAACUAGGCCUAGCCGAGGCUGGCGCAGUAGUAACAGGACAUCUGUUUCUCGCCAUCGUGACACAGAGAAUACCCGAAGCUCUCGGUCCAAGACUGGUUCGUUGCAGCUCAUCUGCAAGUCAGAACCAAACACAGAUCAGCUUGAUUAUGAUGUUGCAGAAGAGCAUCAGUCUCCAGGUGGCAUUAGUAGUGAUGAGGAAGAGGAGGAAGAAGAGGAAAUGUUAAUCAGUGAAGAGGAAAUACCAUUCAAAGAUGACCCAAGAGAUGAGACCUAUAAACCCCACUUAGAAAGGGAAACCCCAAAGCCACGGAGAAAAUCAGGAAAGGUAAAAGAAGAGAAAGAGAAGAAGGAAAUUAAAGUGGAAGUGGAGGUGAAAGAAGAAGAGAAUGAAAUUAGGGAGGAUGAGGAACCUCCUAGGAAGAGAGGAAGAAGGCGAAAAGAUGACAAAAGUCCACGUUUACCCAAAAGGAGAAAAAAACCUCCGAUCCAGUAUGUUCGUUGUGAGAUGGAGGGAUGUGGAACUGUUCUUGCUCACCCUCGCUAUUUGCAGCACCACAUUAAAUACCAGCAUUUGCUGAAGAAGAAAUAUGUAUGUCCCCAUCCCUCCUGUGGACGACUCUUCAGGCUCCAGAAGCAACUUUUGCGACAUGCCAAACAUCAUACAGAUCAAAGGGAUUAUAUCUGUGAAUAUUGUGCUCGGGCCUUCAAGAGUUCUCACAAUCUGGCAGUGCACCGGAUGAUUCACACUGGCGAGAAGCCAUUACAAUGUGAGAUCUGUGGAUUUACUUGUCGACAAAAGGCAUCUCUUAAUUGGCACAUGAAGAAGCAUGAUGCAGACUCCUUCUAUCAGUUUUCUUGCAAUAUCUGUGGCAAAAAAUUUGAGAAGAAGGACAGCGUAGUGGCACACAAAGCAAAAAGCCACCCUGAGGUGCUGAUUGCAGAAGCUCUGGCUGCCAAUGCAGGCGCCCUCAUCACCAGCACGGAUAUCUUGGGCACUAACCCAGAGUCCCUGACACAACCUGCAGAUGGUCAGGGUCUUCCUCUUCUUCCUGAGCCUUUAGGAAACUCAACCUCUGGAGAGUGCCUACUGCUAGAAGCUGAAGGGAUGUCAAAGUCAUAUUGCAGUGGGACAGAACGGGUGAGCCUGAUGGCUGAUGGAAAGAUCUUUGUGGGAAGCGGCAGCAGUGGGGGCACUGAAGGGCUGGUCAUGAACUCAGAUAUACUCGGUGCUACCACAGAGGUUCUGAUUGAAGAUUCAGACUCUACUGGACCUUAGUCAAGGGAAGACUUUGGGCACUGGGACAGCUCAGACUUUGUAUUUAAAUGAUAAAAAGGACAAAAAAAAAUUUAAAGCAUUUAAAAUCUAGUAAAAUAACUGAAGGGCCUGCUCUUUCCAUUGUGAAUCACAGCACACACACACAUAUACCCCAUUCCCAUCCCCUGUUCUCCCUCUGUUGUCCCCCUUAUAAAAUUGAUGUUGUCUUUACCAGAAAGGUAGACAAAAAAGAAGCAGGAGCAGCUCUUAAAUGAGUGUCAUCCUCAUACCAGUUCCAGCCAGUGUCAGACUUCUGCUCAUCGGCACAUCCCCUUUUCAACCUGUAACUGAUGUGCUCUGGAUCAGCUUUUCACUCUCAAUAGUAUAUACUGUCUUCUAAAUCCCUUCUCUUAAUCUACUGCUGCCCAUGGUUCUGGCUUCUAUCCACUAUGGCACAUUUAUCCUCAAAUAUUAUAAAAUUCUAAAUCUCUGGAGGCUGGCAGCUUGACUUGGCACUUUAGGGCCCCUUAGCAGGGUGAGCUGUUAAAACAGCACAUAUCUCUCACCCCCUCUUCCUCCAUUCCCCACUGGGUUUUGGAAAGGAAGGAUACAUGGUGACCACCUCCCUCUUCUUUGAUUCCAGCACCUCAGUCCCCCUCCCAAAACCUCUAUAUGGCUCUCAGUGGUGCUCACUUGGCUUGGAAGCAGGCUCCCAAGAGGGAGGGGGUUGCCUUCUACACAGUCUCUUUGACUGCAAGACAGGGCUCUGUAUCAGUGAGACAGAAAAGUCCAAGGCUAAUGGCAGAAAUUUGCACUUUGAACAUGUGUGUUUUUGUGUUGUGGAACCUGAGAUUCCUUAUUUAUUAACGGAAAGUCUGAUUUCUUUUUCCUUUUUUUUGUUGGGGGUGGGUGGGUUUUGUUGCUGUAUUUUGUGGGCCUGGGAGAGAUUAGAUUAUUCUGAAAGGGGAUCCUUUCCAUGAGAGGUACUUUGAAGGCAAGACAUAGGGUUGAAGAAGCACAGCCAGCCUCUAAAAUCAUAGCUCUCCAGUGGCCUUUAAAGAAAGCUGGUCCUCAGCACUAACAAAAUCACUACAAUAUCCUAGUGUGUUUUUUGUUUUUUGUUUUUUUUUUUUUUUUGGAAGCCUUUCUAGGGAAAGAUGCUAGGUCUCUGGUAAUUAGUUAUGCUCUUUGAGAUUUUUAGAACAUUGAGAUUUAGGAUUUUGAGGGGAUGAGGAGGGUUGUGCAGGGUCUGAAUUACAGAUGAAAGAUUUUCUCUUGCGAAUUUAUUUUCUUUUUUUGUCUCCACCGUUUCAUUUCAUAUCUUCCAAUUGGCCCAAUUCUGGCCCCUUGCUUUGUUUUUUGCUUUGCUUUAUCAUUGGUUCAUUCCAGUUCUCUGUUAGUGAAGGAUACUGCCAUUAGCGAAGGAAUAAAGUCUGUAAGUCCUAAAGUUUAAAGUCAAAGAAAACUGCUUUGUUUUUUUUUCCCUUUCAGUAACACUUCAGAAGAGGAAACCUUCAAUCGACAGAGUCAAUAAUCUAUUUAAUAAUGGCUUUGACUUUCACCCAGAAUUCUGGGAAUUAUUACUUCCCUUGGGAUAGGGAUUUUCAUGGGGUGUGGAUUACUGUUCAUGGGAGAGAGACAGUGCUUUUGUACAAGUUCAUACCUCACAGAAAACUAAAAAUCUAUUUUGGCUCAUUUUUAGAGAACUAAAAGGGCAAUUCCUAUCCUUCUGUGUACCUCAGAAGCUGGAAUUGAAGGCUUGCCUAUUCAUUGUUCAUUGUCAGAAAUGUAUGAUGGCUGUUGGAAAGAAUGAAGUUUUGCUGAGAACAAAAUAAGGAACAAUUUGUUUUUCACAAACACUAAAACUACAAAGUUUAUCAAUUUUCUCUUUGAUUUAUUUUUUUCCCAAAAAAGAAGGGUAACAAAAUGUCAUCUCUGAAAGAGGCUUAUUUUACACCCACUAUUGCCAGUGGUUUGGGAUGCCAGGGAAUAGGGAGUGAGACACCUACAGCGAACAGUCUUAAAUGCACUAUUGUUUCUUUUCAGAGUGUUGCAGAUUUGCCAUCCCUCCAGUGUGGGGUAGAAAAUAGAAUAAGGAUAGAAGGGUGUAGAAUAUGCUUUCCUGCCCACAGUAAGGGUUUAGAGUUGACUUUGGUAUUUUGAGUAGAUUUGAAAUAUAUGGUUUAUUGGAUGGGUCCUCCGCAAAGUUGUUUCACCCCAAAUAAUUUCAUUUUGUACUGUUUUACUAGCUAGCAUCCGUAUCUAACACUUAGCUUUUGUCUCUGUCACCCUUUGUCUCCAUAAACUUCAUUUGCGGUGAUUAGUCAUCAGAUAUUUUAGCCGCCUACACAAAAGCAAACAGCUUUUAAAGAAACCUCUUUCUGAUAGGGGGAAAAGUACGUUCUUCCCUAUACCAUACUCCUCUCCCCACAAAAAGUUAGUUCUAAUAAUUAGGAACUUCUCAUUUCUCCUUUUCUUUUUAGUACUCUUCAUAGCUACUGUUGCCUACAAUAAACUAUUGUAGCAGAUUGCAAUACAUUUUAAAGUAUUUUUCAUGGACUUUACAUUUUUCCUUUUGAAAAAGGGGUGCUAACCUAGUAAAGAGUUGGUAAAAGUAAACUUUAUGUGAGCCCUCUUCCCAUUUUGUUUCUGUUCCCUGUACUGUUUGUUUUAUUGUCCUUCCAUGGAGCUCUUUUAAUCUUAAAAUUAUGCAUUUUGUACUCUUACAGAUGUCACAUUUUAUUACCUUUUCAAUAAUUCUUCCCACUGCAUAUUCUUCAUCUUGAGCUGGCAAAUUCUAAAUUGUGAUAAUAUAGUUGAGAAACAGCUCUUCAAUAUUUCUGGGAGAUGUGCUUCCCCCUUGUGUUUGGUUGCCCAGGGUUAUUUUGCAUAAUUAAGACUUAAGAUGCUUCAGAGAAUUUAGACAAACAUUGGUCAAGAGUACUGGGAGUAGAAAAAAAAUUAAGGUAUAGAAAAGCAUCCACAUAGAGCACUUGAACCUCCUUUGUACCUGUUUGGAGGAAAAAAUAUAAAAAGUAUACUACCAACAUAACUAAGGUUAUUACAGUCUGGUUGAAGUACCAUUUUUUCUUCCUCCUGUCUUUUUCCCACUUUCCAAUGUACUCAAGAAAAUUGAAAAAUUGUAAUGGAUCAAUUGAAAAUAUUUUAUUUCCUAAAAGCCUUUUUUGCCUGUUGUAAUGUGCAGGACCCUUCUCCUCUGAUGGGAGAGACAAGAUAGUUACCUGAAUCUAGGUCGAAAAGGUUAUGUAAAAAGAAAUUAUAAUAAAAGGGAUACUUUGCUUUUCAAAUCCUUGUUUUCUCUUAAUCUAGGUAAGGCAUAUCCAAAAUAAAUAUGUUAAGAAGAAAAAUAAAAGUUGUCUUCAUGGAA